This is a messenger RNA of Mytilus trossulus (common blue mussel), 620 nucleotides long. Its product is annotated as beta-crystallin A3-like. Bases 33 to 620 code for a protein of 195 amino acids. The transcript has 6 exons. The record is from RefSeq and is a predicted model, not a curated record. NCBI's taxonomy places the organism in Eukaryota, Metazoa, Mollusca, Bivalvia, Mytilida, Mytilidae.
CUGAACAGUCUAGAAAGGCAUAAAUUUUGAAAAUGGAACCAAAGAUAACGUUAUUCGAACAUGAUUUUACUGGAAGGAGCAAAGUCUUUACAAAGUCAUGUCCAGAUUUAACUAUGGGAGGCUUUAACAACAUCACAUCAAGUGUUAAAUGUGAAAGAGGAGUGUGGAUAUUGUACCAGGAAAAAAACUACAAAGGCCAAAUAUUUGUCAUAGAAGAUGGUGAAAAUUAUGCUUAUGCUAAGUUUAAAGGCUACUUCAAUGAUAAAGCAUUAUCUUUGAAAUUGCUAGAUGAAAUUGAUUUCACGGAAGAGUCGGAGUGUACAUUGUACAAACAUGUGAAUUAUACAGCGCCAACUCUUACUUUUGCUGAUGAUGUGCAAGAUCUUAAAUGCUACAAUUUUGAUGAAAUGACGUCAUCCGUUGUGGUGACAAGUGGUGCGUGGGUUGGAUUUACUCAACCGAAUUAUGAUGGAUAUCAAAGUCUGUUUCUUAAAGGGAGAUACAACUUUUCUGAUGCACCAAAUGAUAAAGGAGGAUUUAAGAAUGACGUGCUGUCGUCUUUCAGCAAAAUCACACUGGUAAACAUAUUGUAUAUUGUAAUGUUUUAUUACAAAGGAUAA